Naegleria fowleri is the source of this 726-nucleotide messenger RNA. RefSeq lists its product as uncharacterized. The transcript has a single exon. The record is from RefSeq and is a predicted model, not a curated record. NCBI's taxonomy places the organism in Eukaryota, Heterolobosea, Eutetramitea, Acrasida, Naegleriidae. Gene Ontology annotation, molecular function: oxidoreductase activity. The coding region runs from base 1 to 726 and encodes 241 amino acids.
AUGACCCUUCCUACCACUCAAAAAUUAUAUCGAAUUUUCAAAAGAGAAGGAAUUGAGAAUCUUGAAUUACAUACUAAUGAGCCUGUUCCUCAAACACUUCUUAGAAAUCAAGUACUUGUUCGAAUGAGAGCAGCUUCUCUCAAUUUCCGUGAUGUUCUUGUAUCUACAGGAAAAUACCCAUCAAAUUUCCCUUCUGAUGGUUUAAUUCCACUCUCGGAUGGUGCCGGAGAAGUUGUUGCAGUGGGUGAAAAUGUCAAGGAAUUUAAAGUGGGUGAACGUGUGGCUGGAAUUUUUACUCAAGAUUGGAUUGAUGGUGAAAUGAAGGAAGAAUAUACGGGAAAUGUGUUGGGAGGAUCUGCUCAUGGAGUUCUCUCUCAAUAUCGUGUUUUUGAAAAACAUUCCAUUGUUAAAAUUCCACAAAUCUUGAGUUAUGAGGAGGGUGCAACUUUACCAUGUGCAGCAUUGACUGCAUUCCAUGCCUUGUAUGAAAAUGGAAUUAAUCCUGUACGAGCAGGUCAAACUGUACUUGUUUUAGGAAAAGGUGGUGUUUCUGUGUUCGCCAUUCAAUUUGCAGCUGCUUCUGGUGCGACUGUCAUUGUCACUUCAUCCAGUGAUGAAAAAUUGAAGAAGGCCAUUGAAUUGGGUGCUCAUCAUAUCAUCAAUUACAAUACAACACCAAAUUGGAAUGAGAAGGUUAGAGAAUUAACCCAAGGUAGAGGUAAGUAG